CGUCGGCGCGCGCUUUGCCACAGUCGCCGGAAUCUGCCAGCGAAGGUGGCUGGCUACUUCGUGCGUUCGUGACGACGUGGCCUGCGGCAGCAGGUGUUGCUUGGACACUGGUCAGCCGAGGUCCUGCAUUUCUACUCCCACGGAAGGAGAAUCAGCAACCACCCGGAACUCCAUGGCUACUACCCCAGGGGUGGAGGCGGUGGAUCCGGAGGAGGCACCACAAGGGCCAUCAGACAACCGAAGCGGAGAUACCGCCGCCAGCUACUGUAGCACCGAUAGCGGCCGCGCCCGAUCAUGCGAACCGGGCGAGAAUGACGGCACUUCGAGAAGCUGUAGCGACGCCGGUGAUGUAGUCUCGAAAGCUGCCAGCACUAGCUACAGCUCCCCGAGCGUCAGCGCUGGAAGAGGCAGCGCCAUGGACGUUGCCGGCGCUAGCGGCAGCAGCGUCGGGAGUUGCGAGAAUGGUGGUACCGGAGACAACGCAACUGGUGCCGGUGCGAGCUGCGCCACUGAAGUUGCUGCUGUAGGCGGUGGUACGAAGACGGGAGGCGCCGGAAGUUCCGACACUGGUAACGCCGACGUUGGUGGCGCUGCCGCCUACGGUAACGGUAGCGCCGAAGACGUUGCUGGUGCAAGUUGCGAGUGUGGAGCCGGAAGCGUUGAAAGAUGCGUCAGCAAAGACGGUGGUACCGGAGAAGCAGACGCUGGUGUUGGUGCGAGCAGCCCUACUCGAGUUGUCAGAGUCGACGGUACUGGAGGUGGUGGUACGGAGACGGAAGCCACCAGAAGUUCGACCACUGGGAAUGCGGAGAUUGGUAGCGUUACCAGUGACCAGGCUGCUGCUACUGGCGCUGGUGGCGGGAACGGCAUCGCCCGGAGGACUGGCGCGACCCGCGUUGAGCCCGCAGCGGUUCCGUCGUCGGUGCACUAUGGCAUCUACGUGAACAACAUACCGCUGGACGUCGAGGAGGACCAGCUGAGGGCGCUCUUCGAGCCUUACGGAGAGGUGCUUCGGCUGAAGCUGGUCAAGCGGCCGGAGUACACCACCUUCGUGUUCGCGUACGUGCUGCUCGAUUCGGACGACAACACCAAGCGCGCCAUCCAGGAGCUGGACGGCACCGUGCUCAACGGGCAGCCCCUCAAGAUGGAGCCCACGUUCGGCCGCACCACGCACAUCUUCGGCAUCGGCGAAGGCACGCCGUACAACCGCAGUCGCGCAGCGCUCGAGCAGUGGAGACAGAAGCGAGAUGCCCAGCAAGGAAACGGAAAUCGCGGCAGACAGCCGCGUAACGACGAUCACUGGCGAAGGGGCUACAACGACCGUAGCAACUACGGAGACCGGAGGUUCGGCGACCGGAACUACGGGGAUCACCGCUACGGCGACCGCUUCAACAACAACGACCGUCGAUACGGUGGCGGCAACCGUUUCGACAACGGUAGCGGAAACCGUUUCAGCGGCGGCAACGACCGCUACGGCGGCUACCGCCACAACAACAACAAUAACCAAGGUCGGUACAACAACCGUUACGACAACGACGGCUACCGGGGUUUCUCCAGAUACCAGCGCAAUGGGUUCCAGGGAGACGGAGGCAGAUACCAGCGCGACGGGUUCCGCAGAGACGGUGGCGGCGGCGGCCACUGGCAGCACGGUUAUCGCUCAUCCGGAGGGCCUAACCAGGCAGGCUACAGGUCGUCGGAUGACGGGCAAAGGCACCAGUACGGCCGCUACCAGGACCGCUACGGCGACUUCGCCGGUCGCCGCGGUGGAGGCUGUAACGACGGUGGCUGCGGGCUCGGUGGCAACCAUGGCGGCGAUGACGACGGCUUCGCCAGCAACUACGAACGCUGCCUGGAGGCGAUGCGCAAGAUGCGCGACGCGUGGACCAGGCGUUUGGAACGCCUGGCCGCCGAGGGAGAUGACGGGGAAGAAUGGCCAACGUUCGACGAGCUCCUGGAGUUGGUCAGGCACACGCCUUACAACAUUCCGAUGCGCGCCGACGACGUCGACGAUGAGAACGAAGAGGACGCCGGGCAGCCCGUCUUUUGGUGGGCCCACAACUCCAUCACAGGGGGCGGUGGAGAUGACUUCGGGCCGCAGCAAGCGCCGCGCACCGUUCUCGAGCUGCUGCGCUGGCGGCACGGAGAGGACGCGGUCGCGCAGGUCUUUAGCAACGCGGACGGGGAAGAGAGCGAGGAGGACGGAGGCGUUUGCCUGAUCGUAGACGGUGGCGCCGACGGGGAGCAGGGUCCCCGAAGCCCGCCACACGAAGACAGCUCGUCCGCUGUCCCGGAGGAGCUCGACAGCGGAUACCGGGACGUUGUGGGGGCCGCCGUUGACGUUGCCGGAGAAGGAGUCGCAGAGAGCAGCAAGCGCGACGAAGAAGCGCGCUUGACACAAAGUGACUGGCCGCUUUCUAUCCAACAGCACGUAAGCGAAGAGCGACAGCCUAGGGCUGGCGAUGAUUCGGAAAGCAAGCUCGCCGAAGGAGAGAAGGCCGGCGAAAUGAGCGUCUCUUGCGAGGAGGAAAACAUCGAGCAUAGUGCGGCGACUUCCACUUCUGAAGAAAGAGACGCGGAGGGCGGCAAGCGCGACGAAGACGCGGGCUUGACUCAAGGUGACUCUGUUGAACACGCAGGUGAAGAGCGACAGCCGAGGGGUGGCGAUGAUUCGGAAAGUAAACUCGCCGAAGGAAAGAAGGCCGGCGAAAUGAGCGUCUCUUGCGAGGAGGAAAACAAUGAGCAUAGUGCGGCCACUUCCAGCCAGGGAAGUGUCGCGGGGGACGGAGACGUUUCGGAAAACACGUCCGUCGGGUCCUUGUCCACUGCGAGCUCAGGCGAAAUCUUCGACAGCGGCGACGUGUCAGCUAAUGACUACAGUGAAGGAUCGGCCGAAAACGACACACUGCAGAGCGAAUUGGCUUCUGGACGUUCCCUCUCGCUCCCCAGGCACUUAUCUCGCUUCAUAGAAAACGUGGAGGACAACGAUGCGGGCGGCCAGGCCCAGGGACAGCAGCCAUCGCGGACGGCCUCGAUGGACAUGGAAGAUGUCACUGAAGAAGCGUUCGAGAACACAAUCGCCGAGGCUGCUUCAGCUGACCCUUUAUCUCAAUUUGCCGACGCCGAGGAGGAUCCUUUUGAAGUGGUCCCGGAGGCCAAAUCCGCCAACUCGGAGAGAAACUUGAGCGUCGCGGCCAAGUUGCUGUGCGCCGUCGAGACGCUGCAAAACGAUAGCGGAGGAUACCGCGGCCGCAGACAGCGCAGGGAAGGAAGCGCGGCUACAACCACCAUCGCGGAGAGGAUGGCGGCGGCAUCGUCGUGGAACAGGGCGCAGCGGGCCGCCACAGUGAGGGCGGGCGCCAAUGACAACGAGGACGACAAGACAGAGGACGAUGAAAGCGAGUUCACUUCGGAGGACGAGUCCUUCUGCACGGAGAUCAUCGUGCGGAUGAAGAACGCGAGGAACGCCGUUCACUUGGCGGCGCGCCAAGGCGGCGCGGCGACUGAAUCCAAGUUUGUUCCAGCAACAGAAGCGCAGGGCUUGCCAACUGAGCCCCCGGCGGCCAAAGUCAUCUCUGAACUCUUGAUGGAAAACGAGAGUGGUAACUCGGUGGUUUUAAAUUCUUCCGGUUUCGACAUCGGUCAUUCGUCGGAGAGUAUCGGUGCCCGCCAAGCCCCAGCGCUGAUCGACCUAACUAACAUGGCCGAGAGCGGCGAAGAGGCGUCCAAUGCGGACAAAACCGAACGGGACGUCACUGACGAAAUGCGUGCACCGUCGCUGGUCGAAACGGAAGGCGCUGGCGGAGCGUCAAAUAUGGCGGCCGGAGGUGUGGGCGGAGGAGCGAAGCCUAAAGGGACGCGUCCCUUCCAACACGCGAAGCGACGGCAACGACGGAACGUCGCCGUGAGUGCCCUGCGGUGCGUGCCGGGUCAGACUUCGCGAAGCACUGCGCGCGACGCCUUUGACGGCGGGCACGAGUCUGACGCGCUCACGCCUCGCAAGGAAGGCCAGCAUAAGGGGGGUGCGGUUGACGCCGCCGUCCAGGAUCCCCGCGCACGCGAGGGCGGUGUCCGAAGGGCUCUGCGCCGCAAGGCUGACUUCGAAGACGACUCCGAAACGGACGACGAACUCUCCGACUCGGAGGUCGAGAACCGGCUGCGUCGAGCGACUCAUUGGGCCAGAGUCCCCGAACGUAAUUCGCCGGACGUAGGCGAGGUCGAUCCCCCAGCGGACGUCGAGGAUGCAACGCUCUCGGAAGGCGGCCGCAGUGGGGAGGCCGCGGCGACGCCCAUGCAACUGAUUAAGCACUCCGCCGAGGACGGCGGCGCUUCGAAGGGAACCGGUGGUCCGACAGGCCGAGAACCUAAAUGCGGCCUAGAGGGCUCGUCCGCGGGAACUGCUCAAGGCGGCGGCGACGCGGUGCUGGAAGCGAACGGUCGAGGAGGCCUCGAAGAGGACGACCCUGAGACCAAGCUGACAUCGGGCGGCUUUGAAGAGGGCACCCAAGAUGGCGUCGGCGGCGCGCAACAGACUACGACUGCCGAACAAGGGGCGGCGCAGAGUUCACGUGCCGGCGGUGACUCGAGCGAGACGGGACGCCGCGACGCGGUCGAUACGAGACGCCCUUCUCGCCCUUCGCGCCGCGGUGAAGAAAUUGAAUGCGAGCCAAGUGACGGGCAGUAGUAGAGGCGGCGCCAUGGUGCUUACGCGCGGCCGCGUUUCCCCUGCUCGCAAGACGCGAGCGCAAACCGAGCUGCGUACACAUAUUCCUCGCGAUGGCGUCGAAGGCUAGGGACGAAAAAAAAAAAAAAUUCCUCGUGGCAAACAGGGUUUGGUGCGCCGCCUUUAUUCAUUUGGGCCAUCUGUAUACACGCGGCCAGCUCAAUCAUUUCUUUUUCUCCUUUAUUUAUCCCUCUUGCUUGUUCGGGCAUAAGGCACAGAACAGCCUUUUCAUUCCGUCCAAUUUGGGAUAUGGUGAUGUCCAUUCUCCGGCAAAGUUGGUUAUAUUUCCAAGUCCACUACAUUUCGGUGGGUUGCGUGCCGAGUCUGGCCAUCAAGCCGUUGCAGUUUUCUUUGGUUUUUGUUCGUUUGCUUGCGUUUCAAUAAAAAGAAAAAGCGCC
Molecule: messenger RNA, 5118 nt
Organism: Dermacentor silvarum
Lineage: Eukaryota; Metazoa; Arthropoda; Arachnida; Ixodida; Ixodidae
Exons: 5
Coding region: 173-4681 (1502 amino acids)
Molecular function (GO): RNA binding
Source: RefSeq, a predicted model, not a curated record